GCGGUGCCGGGCCGAGGGGCCGAGCCGAGGGGCCGAGCGGGGUCGAUGCUGCGCGGGGCCGCGCUGCUCCCCCGCGCCCUGGGCGGUGGCGGCGGCUGCUGCUGCUGCGCGGCCCGCGGCUGGGCGGGCGCGGCGGGCGGCGGCUCCCGCCCGAGGGCCGCCCCAGGGCUGCCGCCGGGCCGCGCCUGGGACCGGCCCGCGGCCGUGGUGGCGGUGCCGCUGGGCGCCCGCGGGCUGCGCUGGGCCGGUAAAUUUUACCAGCAUGCCCCCACUGAGAGCUCCCAAGCCACCCUGGCCAGCGUGUCUCCUGUUUUUGCCGUGAUGAAGUUUGACAAAGAGGGAAAUACUACCUAUUUUGAAAAGAAGAAAACAGAAUUGUACCAGGAGUUGGGUCUUCAAGCUCGAGAUCUAAGAUUUCAACAUGUGAUGAGCAUUGCAACCAGGAACAACAGGAUCAUCAUGAGAAUGGAGUUCUUGAAGGCUGUCAUAACACCAGAGUUUCUUCUGAUACUAGAUUAUCGUAAUUUAAAUCUGGAACACUGGCUCCUCAAUGAACUAGCAUCUCAGCUGGCUGGGGAAGGUCAACUAGUUACAUAUUCUCUGCCCUUUGAAUUCCGAGCCAUCGAAGCCAUUCUGCAGUACUGGAUCAGCAAACUGCAGGGAAGACUUAACACUUUGCAGCCUCAGAUCCUUGAGACACUGGAAGCCCUAGUGGAUCCCAAGCUUUUAUCCGUGGAUAGGAGUAAACUACAUGUUCUUCUGCAAAAUGGCAAGAGCUUGUCAGAACUGGAAACAGAUGUUAAAGUCUUCAAAGAAACGAUUCUGGAGAUCUUAGAUGAAGAAGAAGUAAUAGAAGAGCUCUGUCUGUCUAAAUGGACUGAUCCACAAGUGUUUGAGGAGAGUACAUCUGGGAUUGACCAUGCAGAGGAAAUGGAGCUGCUGUUGGAGAAUUAUUACAGACAAGCAGAAGAUCUUUUAAAUGAAGCUCGUGAACUCAGAGUACUGAUUGACGACUCAGAAAGCAUCAUCUUUAUCAACCUGGACAGCCACCGUAAUGUGAUGAUGAGACUGAACUUGCAGCUGACCAUGGGGACUUUCUCUGUCUCUCUCUUUGGACUCAUAGGAGUUGCAUUUGGUAUGAACUUGGAGUCAUCCCUUGAAGAGGACCCCAGGAUAUUUUGGUUGGUGACAGGGAUUAUGUUUCUGGGAAGUGGUCUGAUCUGGCGGCGCUUACUUUCCUUCCUUGGGCGGCACCUGGAUCCUCCGCUACCUCCUCACGUUCCUGCAGCUUUGAAAAAAUCCCAACCAGCAGCGGGAAGAGUGGACAUAAAGACCAGUCUUAAAGGAGAAACAUUUGGGCUGAGCAGAAGCACAUUAACAAACCAGUAGGAACAGCAGGAAUGAAGAGACUUUCAUUGUUACAGGGUGGACUUUGGACUCUUUCCUUGUAUUUGUUCUUCCUUACUGAAAACUGCAAGAAUUUCUAAACUUGCUAAUUUAAUAUAUAUUUUGUGCCAAAAACCUACAACAAAAUUUUUAAUGCUCACGCACAUAAGGAGAGAAACAUGAGGGCAAAUAGCAAAAUGCUUUCUAUAGUAGUUUCACCUCCACCCCAUGUAUGUGCCUUUAGUUUUCUGUAUCACAUACAUGUACUUACUUUUUGGGCAUUCUCAUUUGUAGUGUUUCUGUCAAAUACUGCUUUGCUUAAUGGCCUUUAUUACAGAGAACAGAAUUUUUGGCUUAAAGAAGGAAGCAGUCAGGAUUUAUCAAUAAUUCUGGUUCUGAACUGCAGAUUUAGGAAUCUGACUUCAAAGAAAAAUCCAUCCCAAGAGUGACUCCCUGAAUGGAUUUUUAAGACCCUAUUUAAUUGCAGAGAACAGGUUUUUCAAAGCAAAAAGCAUACCUGCAUCUCUGAUGAAGCAUGACUCCUAGAUUGGAGGCAAUGAGAAAAAAGAGCUUUGAAAUGUAGCUGCUAAUCUUGUAUAUUCCUUAACAAUUAAUUUAGGCUCCAAACAGCAGUUCUAGGAACAGGGCAAGUGGGCCUAUGGAUAAUGCCCACUUGAGUUUUCCAUCUGACACUGUUUCAACACACAUUGGUACAGCUGCAGUUUAACACCUCCUUGUAUUAAUUCAAAUUCUGGUAAAAAUCAUUGGAUGGGUUGUUUGUUUUUCUUAAGGUAGGCUGUGCUUUCUCUCUUCCCUCCAAGACAAAGCAUGGACUAGCCUGCACCACAGUAAGUAGCCAGGUUAGUUAAAGGUGUGGAAGCCUGUUGUCCUGUGAUAGGCUGCAGGAAGGAGUAAAAGUCUUAUGGCAACUAUUUCUGUUGUUCUUAGGACUUCUCUUUAAGGGUGUAGUUCUCCACUGGUUUCUCUCAGGUUGUAGAGGAAGCAUGAAUUGUGUCUAAAUCACGUCACACUCUGUCCAUUUCCUCUUUGGGAUUUUUUAAUCUAUCUGUAACACAGUGAGCUGCUCCUUAGGUGCUACUGUGUAAAUCAUUGUACUGGCAGGGUUGAAAAGACAGUAGCUGUAGCUGUGAAUAUUCUUCUCAGGACUAAUGAGUCAAAGAUGGAAAUAAAAGGUUCUUAAAUUAAAGUUGUCCAGGCCUGUGAUUCUGGUUUGGUUCAAGUCAGUUGGAUGUGGUUACUUUCCAACAGUUCUUCUGUACGUGACUUUAAGUACAGAUACUAAUGGCAUGAGAAGGAUAAUGGGGCUUGUAAUGCUUUUGAGUUUUUUAGCUGAUUUUUUUGCAGCCUUUAAGCUUAGCAGGUAAAGUAAUAAAAAAUCACCCAACUGAGCAGUCCAAUGGAAAAAAAAAAACAAUUACAUACCUUGCUUAUAAACCCCAGGAAUCUCAGUGUGUGAAGGGAGAUAGAUGCUGAUAUUUUCAAAUGAGCUGUAGUUUCUUUAGGCCAGAACUGAUAUUGGUGCAACUGUUAUGGAAGCUUUCUCAUAAGCUUUUUUGCAGGGAGGCUUCUGUGAACUCCUUUUGACUCUUUACCUGUACAUAACUGACUCAAAGCACAAUAAAAAAUGUAGAGCGAAAGACA
This is a messenger RNA of Zonotrichia leucophrys gambelii, 3048 nucleotides long. It is a transcript of the gene MRS2, whose product is annotated as magnesium transporter MRS2. Gene Ontology annotation, cellular component: mitochondrial inner membrane. Gene Ontology annotation, molecular function: magnesium ion transmembrane transporter activity. NCBI's taxonomy places the organism in Eukaryota, Metazoa, Chordata, Aves, Passeriformes, Passerellidae. The coding region runs from base 46 to 1389 and encodes 447 amino acids. The transcript is spliced from 11 exons. Gene Ontology annotation, biological process: mitochondrial magnesium ion transmembrane transport. The record is from RefSeq and is a predicted model, not a curated record.